AUGCAACACGUGGGUUUUGUGUUCGGAAAAGCAAAGCUAGCACCACGCCCCGAACAGACCAUUCCAAGACUUGAGCUAUGUGCCGCAGUGCUCGCCGUCGAUAUCGCAGAGUUAGUCGUCAGCGAAAUCGAUGCUCACAUCGAUAACAUUAAAUUCUACACGGACAGAAAAGUUGUGCUCGGAUACAUCUUCAAUCAAUCGAGGCGUUUCUACGUCUAUGUCAGCAAUCGUGUGAACCGCAUACGAAGAUCUACGAAGCCCGAACAAUGGCAUUACGUUCCCACCGAUCAGAACCCUGCAGAUCACGCCACUAGACCUGUGGCUGCAGAUGCUUUGGCUGGCACGACUUGGCUGACAGGACCGAAAUUUCUCCGGGAAUGUACGGACGCGCAGAGAGAGCGCACAGCCUUCCCACUUUUUGAACCAGAUCAGGACAAGGAAAUCCGUCCUCAAGUGGCUGUCUCGGCAACUCGCGUAGGAAAUCAACAACUGGGGGCUCAUCGCUUCGAGCGCUUUUCGACAUGGACAUCUUUACUGCGGGCCGUGGCAUGCCUGGUGCAUAUCGCUCGUUCCUUUCAUAACCCUUUGGCUGAUUGUCACGGAUGGCAUUACUGCAGCAAACCUCGAAGCGCGGAUGAGCUGAACGAGGCGAAGAAAGUAAUCCUUCGUUGCGUCCAACACGAAGAAUUUCCAGAAGCCGUCACAUGUCUCCGUACGGACGCAGCUCAACAAAGUCGCAUUUCGUCCAGCAACCCUUUGUGCGAGCUCGACCCGUUCGUCGACAAUCAGGGCGUGUUGAGGGUUGGUGGACGCCUACGGAACUCCGACCUCAACGAAGCGGAAAAGCAUCCAGUCAUCGUUCCGGGUCGCCAUCAUGUAGGCUUAUUGCUGAUACGGCACUAUCAUGGAAAAGUUAAACAUCAAGGGCAACACUUCACCGAAGGAGCUGUUAGAUCUGCCGGGUUUUGGAUUAUCGGCGGGAAAAGAUGCAUCAGCGCCAUGAUUCAUCAUUGUAUCACAUGCCGCAAACUUCGAAGAAAAUUGGAGCAUCAGAAGAUGGCCGACUUGCCUGAAGAUAGGCUAAGCGCGGACCCUCCGUUCACCUACGUGGGACUGGACGUUUUCGGCCCUUGGAUGGUUGCCUCACGUCGCACAAGGGGCGGUCUGGCCCACAACAAAAGGUGGGCAGUCUUAUUCACAUGCAUGGCCAUUCGUGCAGUGCACAUAGAGGUCAUUGAGUCAAUGGAUACGUCAAGCUUCAUUAACGCCGUGCGAAGAUUCCUUGCGCUCAGAGGCCCAGUGAAACAGCUCCGUUCAGACAGGGGCACGAACUUCGUUGGUGCCUGCUCUGAGCUCAAGAUGUCGGCUGUUGACUUCGAACUUCGUAAAGUUCAACGCUUCUUGAGCGAGCAAGGCUGCACCUGGAUUUUCAAUACACCUCAUUCCUCCCACAUGGGUGGCGUGUGGGAACGCAUGAUAGGCAUGGCUCGCCGGAUCCUAGAUUCAAUGCUUCUGAACGACGGCUCUCCUCGCUUCUCCCAUGAGGUCUUGACCACAUUCCUAGCAGAAGUGACCGCCAUUAUAAACGGCAGACCAUUGGUUCCAGUCUCCUCGGAUCCCGAAUGUCCCUCAGUGCUCUCCCCUGCAAUGAUCCUGACGCAGAAACCUACGUCGUCAACAGCACCUCCAGGAGAUUUUAAAAGUCUUCAUGUGAAGCAGUGA
This is a messenger RNA of Ornithodoros turicata, 1722 nucleotides long. RefSeq lists its product as uncharacterized. The record is from RefSeq and is a predicted model, not a curated record. The transcript has a single exon. Gene Ontology annotation, biological process: DNA integration. NCBI's taxonomy places the organism in Eukaryota, Metazoa, Arthropoda, Arachnida, Ixodida, Argasidae. Gene Ontology annotation, molecular function: nucleic acid binding. The coding region runs from base 1 to 1722 and encodes 573 amino acids.